Adineta ricciae is the source of this 786-nucleotide messenger RNA. Lineage: Eukaryota; Metazoa; Rotifera; Eurotatoria; Adinetida; Adinetidae. The record is from the annotation of a GenBank genome assembly.
AUGGUCACUGUUUUGAUUGGGAUAAUUUGUAUUGCCUUGAGUGUCGUUGGUUUUGUCACCUUCGGUUGCUACGAUGUUUGUAUUAAUUAUAUGAUGGAAUAUUUUCAUCGUCGAUAUAGAAAACUACGAAGUUUACAACGACCAUCACGCAUAUUUCUCGUUCGACACGGGGAAUCUCAAGCAAAUGUGGACACAACUUUGUACUCUCGUCUAGCUGAUCAUCAGAUCGAAUUAACGACAAAGGGCCAUGAACAAGCAACAGAAGCUGGUAGAAUCCUUCGUUCGAAGAUCGGCAAAGAGUCGGUUUAUGUUUAUAUGAGUCCGUAUAAACGAUCGAAACAAACAUGGGCAAACAUUCGAAAAGCAUUUUCACCCUUGCAGAUCAUUACUGAACGAGAAGAUCCACGUAUACGUGAACAAGAGUUCGGCAAUUUAGCUGACUUAGAAACUCAACCAAAAGCAUUUGAAGAGCGUGAUCGUCUUGGCCACUUUUUCUAUCGUUUUACAUGUGGAGAAAGUGGUGCUGAUGUUUAUGAUCGUGUUACAUUAUUUCUCGACACAUUAUUUCGUGAACUGCAUAAUGGACAUCACAAUGAAACACAGAAUAUCAUCAUUGUUUCACAUGAACUUCUCAUGCGACUGUUUCUCAUGCGCUAUUUUCGUUGGACAGUUGAUGAAUUAACUGAAUUAAAAACAUUUAAUAAUUGCGAAAUAGUUGAACUAAACAAAGUAGAUGGUGUUUACACGCUGAAUGGCAGGAAGAGACCGCCGCGAAAGACAGAAUAA